This is a messenger RNA of Populus euphratica (Euphrates poplar), 713 nucleotides long. RefSeq lists its product as uncharacterized. The coding region runs from base 55 to 489 and encodes 144 amino acids. The record is from RefSeq and is a predicted model, not a curated record. NCBI's taxonomy places the organism in Eukaryota, Viridiplantae, Streptophyta, Magnoliopsida, Malpighiales, Salicaceae. The transcript is spliced from 4 exons.
GACAUUCACUCGUGCUGGGUGCUUUGAUUCAGGCGAUUGGAAGCUUUUGAGAAAAUGGGAUCUUUGAUGGCUGGUUGGGACUCACCUGUCCCUGAUCCUAGAUCAAUGAAGUACAGGAGGAAUCGGUCACUUACUAGAGGAGAGAUCGAUGCUUACUGGAGAUCAAAGAAGAGAAUAGAAGAGGAUCAUCUCAAAGCUAUUUCCGGUCUAUCCAGUAGCAGUCAGGAUGGCGUGGACGAGGAUCAUGGAAUACAGUUUCAGAGAUCAAGCUCCUUACCCGCAGCCACUACGAAGGAGGUGUUCAUGGACAUGGAGACUGAUCAAGCAAGUUUGGAGCAACUUAUCAAGAAAAAUGGCUGGUGGGCAAGUAGCAACUGGGCAUUCCUAAAUGAGCCGCCAAUUCUGGAACGUGCUUCUAACAAUUACACACCGCAUUUUCACGUUGCUAGUCUUGCCACCUCAAAAUCCAAUACUGGAAUCAAUGCGUAGUGAUGGCCUUUCUUCCUCUAUAUAGGACUGCUGUGUGCCCGCCGUCUAGCUUUGCAUAUUCAUGCCCCUUAAUAUCUAAGCUGCUAGGGUACGCUUUGGUAAGAUAGUGUUCAUAUGGAGUGGACUGUGAGGAGUGGAUUUUCUAGUGUGUGUGUGUUCCCUUCCUAUCUGAUCUGGACAUGUUAAGAGUGUAAAAUAGCUGGACAUGCUAGGUUAUAGACUUG